GACGAGGAAUUGAGAAUGGCAUUAUUGCCUGAUUACGGGCUAUAGCAGUAGUUGCCUUGGUUGACGCACUGGGCUCAUCUUGUCUGGCGUAGCACAACCAUAGAUUAGGCCAUAUGUAGUCGAUGGUUUGUCUUAGUUUAACUCAUUACAGAGUGCAGACAAACCUCACUUACAUUCUUAAUGCUUAGGCAUAUUUGGCCGUCGCCAUCAUCGGACCCCUUGUCUCCGCAAUUUGCCGAAUUUUCGCCAAUCCGUGGAUGUGGAUACGUCUCUUAUUUAGCUACUAGGUCCAAACCAUUCUCUUCCUCACUCAAGUCCUCAUUGCACGCCACGCCAUACAAAAACUCUCUGUUCUUUCACAAACCGAAGAGUGAGAAGGGAGGAGCAUGGCAGGGCUGCAGAGAUCGUCACAGACAUUCAGGAGGUCUGGGUCAUCAGGCUUGGUCUGGGACGAGAGGCUCAUGUCACAGCAGGACCAGGACGGCAACCAGAAUGGGCCAGAGGACGCAGCCAUGGAGUCCAAGGAGCUGAGGCACUCCCGUAGCGUUGGCUCCGUUGGGCUGCAGCUGCAGCGCAGGCGCAACGACGACAGCAGCAGCCAGGGCUACCGUACUCGGCGUGUAGCCCCAGCUCUGGACCCGCCUUCGCCCAAGGUUCCUGGCUGCAUCUUCUGUGGAAUUUUCAGGAAGGCAGGAGCUUCACAGUCACAACCAUCUAAGCCCAGAAGGUACUAGCUAGGCUGGUCUACUACUGUGCUGUGUAUGGGGAGCUGGGAACAGGGACCGUCAGUUUUCCUUGAGCCUGCAAAGGUUUUAUGUUACUCGUGUAUGGAUGCUAGAUGAGAUGUAUAGUUGUAGUUUGGACAAAGCUUGUGUGUUUCUUCUUCCUGUGUUGCUGUGUUUUUUCCUGUGUUACUUGUGUGUUUCUUGUAGUUGUAUUCUUGGAAUGACUGCCUCUUCCAUCAUGUACUGGCCAUAAUAGAGUUUGCGCAUCUGUUACUAGCAUACAGCAUAUAUGUAAUUACGAGUACAUGAACAUGGUGCUCUUGUUUGUGUGCUUCUACAUGAAUAUGGUGCUCUUGUUUGACA
Sorghum bicolor (sorghum) is the source of this 1088-nucleotide messenger RNA. RefSeq lists its product as uncharacterized. Lineage: Eukaryota; Viridiplantae; Streptophyta; Magnoliopsida; Poales; Poaceae. The record is from RefSeq and is a predicted model, not a curated record. The transcript has a single exon. Bases 387 to 734 code for a protein of 115 amino acids.